AUGUAUGGUCGAGUUAUUUCUGCCUCAUAUCGUCGUGGAAGUCCAACUGGACAUAAGUCAAAGGGUGAGUCACAGAUGGGUCAGGCCGGUAGUAGUGUGGGACUUGACGAUGUAUUUAAUCAUGCCAGGUUGGACUUACAGAAUGUGAGAGACAAUGAUGAUGUCCCGACUGAAGAUAUCGACUCGGAAGGGUUUAAUGAUUUCGGAGGUGACUCACCUCCACAUUCACCUCCACAUUCACCUCCAGCUAGACGAAGCAAUGUUAUUCGUCUUAGGAUUAGAGGACUUGGAGCUGCAUCUGCAUCAGCAUCUGCAUCUGCAACUGCAUAUGCAUCUGCAUCAUCAUCAGCAGUGAGUAAUGCUCAGCCUUGGGUUGUCACUAGACCAGUUGUUGGUGGCCCUCAUGACGGUUCUGUUAUUCCCAGUUUUCUUGGUCAUGUGGCCCAUCGCUUGACAGAUAAGUCGUAUAAACCCUCCUUGGAGAUGGAUACAAGAGUCACAUACUUCAAGUUGUUGAAAGAAUGGAAGUGUUCUAUGCCGACUGAGGCUCAAAUCUUAUUGGCUGGGCGCUGAGAAUGACUAGCUAGAUGCUACAAACUAGUAAAGUAAUCCACGAUGGAGGGGUUCAGUCGAGCCUUGUUGCAAAAACAGGCCAAGCGGCAACGCUUGCUUAAGAUCAAGUGACCGCUUGGUUAUGGGUCAUGUUAGGGAACAUGUUGUUUACUGACAGGAGUGGGACUCGGAUUACAGCGACGAUUCUCUCCGAGUUUAUUGAUAGCCUAGUCACCUGUGACAAUAUUUAUUGGGGGUCUGCUACUCUAGCCUAUCUCUACCGUCAGCUAGGCGUGUCCAC
Molecule: messenger RNA, 853 nt
Organism: Oldenlandia corymbosa var. corymbosa
Lineage: Eukaryota; Viridiplantae; Streptophyta; Magnoliopsida; Gentianales; Rubiaceae
Source: the annotation of a GenBank genome assembly